Malus domestica (apple) is the source of this 2852-nucleotide messenger RNA. Lineage: Eukaryota; Viridiplantae; Streptophyta; Magnoliopsida; Rosales; Rosaceae. The record is from RefSeq and is a predicted model, not a curated record.
CCUCAAUGCAGACCAUUUCGAGCUUUUGGCAAAAGUACUCCACAUUGAGAAUUACCAUUCCUAGCUUUAAAUGUUUAUACUCCAUCAAAGGACAAAAGAAGAAAAAUAAAGAGGGAGGGAGAGUGAGAUCUCUUCUGGUGAAGGUCCCAGGUAUUUUUUGAUUCAAACAACAAGGUGCUGUUGGCCACAAAAAUAUAAAACCACAAAGAAGAAAGAGCAGAAGGUUUCUUUCUUUUCGCCAUUUUUGGUCCCACAUUUUUGUAUCUUUUUUUAGACCCAAGAAAAAUCAUAUUUUUACAAGGAAACCACUGAGAAAAAAGGAUCAGAGUUUCUGGGUUUUGCAACUUUCAGUCAGCACUGAGUUUUGGGUUUAGUAUGAUCCCUUGAAUCUGCCCUGUUUUGCGUGUUGAAUGAGAUGCAGGCUGAAUGUGGUAAGAAAAAAGUUGUGUUCUUUUGGGGCCUCUGAUCCUGAAUAUUUACCAGGAAGGAUAAAGGCCAAAAGGGUUGGAGGAAAGUGCCUUUUUGGUCACAAGAGUCUGCAGAGAGUGAGUAAUUUGCAUAAAAAGAAGGAAAAAUUGCUCCUUUUUGGAACUUUUUCUCUUUUGGUGGGUGGAAAAUGAGAUUGCAAGUUGAAGCGUAAAAAUAGCGACAGAGAAAUGCAGAGAACCCAUGUUUUGUAUUUUCCUUGUGAAUGUCGUUGGUGUGGUUUGAGAUCAGAGAGCAUGUGGAAUUUCUGUUCAUAGUCUGUAGGAUGAUGUGGUUGGAGUAGUUUUUGGUAUGCUAUUGUAAUCUUGGUUCUGUUGGAAUAGUUUUCAUAGUGUUUGAGUAGGGGAGUAAUUCAGAAUGGCGAAAGAUGAACAAGAAAUGAGAUCGUUGGCCUUGAUUCCAACAUGGUCUGUUGCUACUGUGUUGACAAUUUUGUUGGCUGCUUCUCUGCUUGUGGAGCGCGGAAUCCAUAGGCUAAGCUAUUGGCUGCGGAAAACUAAUCGUAAACCCUUGCUUGAAGCUGUGGAGAAAAUGAAGGAAGAGUUGAUGUUACUUGGGUUUAUCUCUCUCCUUUUGACGGCUACCUCAGGCAUGAUAUCCAGUAUUUGCAUUCCAUCAAAGUUCUACGAUAGCAAUUUUUCACCAUGCUCUAGGUCUGAGAUUAAUGAAGAAACUGAAAGUAAUUCGUCCCAAGAAAACCGUAUUCCCUGCAAAGAGGGUUAUGAACCAAUUGUUUCAUAUGAAGGCCUUGAGCAGUUGCACCGCUUCAUCUUUAUCAUGGCAAUAACACAUAUAUCCUACAGCUGCUUAACGAUGUUGCUGGCAAUAGUGAAGAUUCACAGCUGGAGAGUGUGGGAGGAUGAGGCUCGAAAGGACCGACAUGAUUCAUUGACUGACUCUGUAACAGAGAUCACACGGCAGUUGACAAUGCGAAGGCAGUCUAGCUUUGUAAAUCCGUCAACUCCUGUUGUCAGGAACGACAUUUUUAUCUGGGUGAUAUGUUUCUUCCGGCAAUUCGGGCAUUCAGUGUUUCGUGCUGACUAUUUAACACUCCGCAAGGGUUUCAUCAUGAAUCACAACCUUUCGCCAAAGUAUGACUUUCACAGCUAUAUGAUUCGGUCUAUGGAAGAGGAAUUCCAAAGGAUUGUUGGUGUGAGUGCCACACUCUGGGGAUUUGUUGUUGCUUUCAUGCUGCUUAAUGUAAAAGGGUCUAAUCUUUAUUUCUGGAUUGCAAUCAUUCCAAUUGCGCUAGUUCUUCUUGUGGGAAUGAAGCUGCAGCAUAUUAUUGCAACCCUAGCAUUGGAGAAUGCUGGUAUAACUGGAUCUCGUCGAGAAGGAAAGCUGAGGCCUCGGGAUGAUCUUUUCUGGUUCAAGAAGCCUGAACUUUUGCUGUCCUUGAUCCAUUUUUGUUUAUUCCAGAAUGCAUUUGAAUUGGCUACAUUCUUUUGGUUUUGGUGGCAGUUUGGGUAUAAUUCUUGCUUUAUCCGAAAGCAUUGGCUCGUGUAUAUGAGGCUGAUUUUAGGGUUCGCCGGGCAGUUCUUGUGCAGCUACAUCACCUUGCCACUGUAUGCCUUGGUUACUCAGAUGGGAACGAAUUAUAAGGCGGCAAUAAUUCCACAAAGGAUAAGAGAAACAAUUCAUGGAUGGGGAGAGUCAGCUAGGAGAAGAAGAAGGCUAGGCAUGUACAACGAUGGUUCAACCAUUCGCACAGAAGCAAGCACAGAAGUAUUGCUCGAGGAAGAUGAUCAUCAAACGCUCGAUUGCCCUGCAGAUGAUGCUAAUACGCAUGAUGGAAUUGAAGUGCAAUCGGUUUCUAGUUCUCCGGCCAGUCCUUGCCCGGUUGAUAAUGAAACCUCAAGUACGCCAGCUACACCCCUUCUUCAACCAUCGGCUUCUAUUUCUUCUUCAUCUGUUACAUUGACUAUUCAAAGAGAAGGUAUUCAAAGAUCCGCAUCAAUGCCAGCUAGAAGGGAAUGAAGCAUUGUGAAGCAUUGCUCAGCAAUGAUGGUAACGAAAAAUCGCAUGACUAAGAAUUUGGGAUCCAAUUGAAUAAGAAAGUAUUAGAAAUGGGAAUUGUGUAUAUUUGGCUUCCCUCCAUAUGUACUAUGAAAAGUACUUAAAAAGGGCGUAGAGGUAAUAGAAUACUCGCGGGAUGUAACAAUGCGACACGAUAUUGCAGUAGUUAGAAUGUAAAUAUUUGAUGUAAUAGCUAUAUAUAUGAAAUUUAGUGUGUCACUGACUAGUGAUCAAUGAUGCGAGCUUGGGGUGAUGUUCGAAUGUAACUUGACAAUGAGACAUCUUACUGGUGUUACUUAUCAAGGUGAUGAAUGUACCACCGGGGCAAGUUUUUGCCCGGUUUGAUCAAA